Molecule: messenger RNA, 1009 nt
Organism: Hibiscus syriacus
Lineage: Eukaryota; Viridiplantae; Streptophyta; Magnoliopsida; Malvales; Malvaceae
Product: coiled-coil domain-containing protein 25-like
Exons: 6
Coding region: 44-691 (215 amino acids)
Source: RefSeq, a predicted model, not a curated record
ACCCUAAUUUUGUCCCAAAAGACGAAUCUUGAAGGGGAAAAAGAUGGUUUUUUACUUCAAAACCCGACCCGAAGCUGGCGAUUACACCAUCUUCAUGGGUCUUGACAAGUACGAAAACGAGGAGCUCAUCAAAUACGGUUUCAUCGAAGAUAUCUGGUUUCAUGUGGAUAAAAUAUCUUCUGCCCAUGUUUAUUUAAGACUUCAAAAAGGUCAAACCAUUGAUGAUAUAGGUGAAGGUUUGCUCGAAGAUUGUGCUCAGCUUGUCAAAGCUAAUUCCAUCCAAGGCAACAAGGUGAACAAUAUUGAUGUUGUUUACACUCCAUGGUCCAAUUUGAAGAAAACUCCUUCCAUGGAUGUUGGCCAAGUUGGCUUUCACAAUUCCAAGAUGGUUCGGACCGUGAGAGUGGAGAAGCGGAUAAACGAGAUAAUUAACAGGUUGAACAAGACUAAAGUCGAAAGGAAACCUGACUUGAAAGCUGAGAAAGAAGCAGUUUAUGCAGCGGAAAAAGCAGAGAGAAAGCAACAGCUGAGAGAAAAAAAACGACGAGAGGAGCUUCAAAGGCUUGAAAAGGAAAGACAAGCAGAAAUAAGAAGUUACAAGGGUCUGAUGGUCUCUGAAAAUAUGAUAUCAAACAAACAAAUUGCAGCCACAAGCAAAUCUCUCCAGGAACUAGAGGAGGAUUUUAUGUGAAAUUUAUCGGUAUUUCAUCACGACUACGAAUUAUUAUAGCUGCCGGAAACUUGCUGUCCUUCAAAGAAGGGUGUUUUCUGUUACCUGACUCAGGUUAUUACCUCCAUCGGUUUUGAUAAGAAAAAAGAGAAUACAAAUGGUAGAGCGAAGUCAAGCUCGAAUGUGGGCGAGAUGAACUUCUGCAAUAGGUGCCCUGGAUUCUACCAAACAUUAUUCGAAUCUCCAUUGUUGAUUAGGUGUUGCAUCUUCUUUGAUUUAUGUUCUAUUCUGAAUGCAAAUUUGCAUGAUCAUGCCAUAUGGUAGCAUGGUUCUAAUAUU